Drosophila busckii is the source of this 324-nucleotide messenger RNA. RefSeq names its product cecropin-2-like. The transcript has 2 exons. NCBI's taxonomy places the organism in Eukaryota, Metazoa, Arthropoda, Insecta, Diptera, Drosophilidae. The coding region runs from base 52 to 246 and encodes 64 amino acids. The record is from RefSeq and is a predicted model, not a curated record. Gene Ontology annotation, biological process: antibacterial humoral response; defense response to Gram-negative bacterium; defense response to Gram-positive bacterium. Gene Ontology annotation, cellular component: extracellular region.
UUCAACAGAAACAGCAACAUUUACACUUUAUUCGAAGCCCAAAAACUAAACAUGAACUUCUACAAGAUCUUCAUCUUCGUUGCCUUAAUCCUAACCAUCAGCUUGGGUCAAUCCGAAGCGAAGAGUUGGUUGAAGAAACUUGGAAAGAAAAUUGAACGUGUUGGCCAGCACACUCGUGAUGCCACCAUUCAAGGACUUGGCAUUGCUCAACAGGCUGCAGCAGUAGCAGCAGCCGCCAAGGGUUAAGCCAGCACUAAUAAUAUUCUGCUCUAAUUAUUCUAUGUAUAUAACCAACCAAUAAAGAAUAAACGUUUUGAACCAAAA